Myzus persicae (green peach aphid) is the source of this 4342-nucleotide messenger RNA. RefSeq names its product sarcalumenin-like. The record is from RefSeq and is a predicted model, not a curated record. NCBI's taxonomy places the organism in Eukaryota, Metazoa, Arthropoda, Insecta, Hemiptera, Aphididae. The coding region runs from base 127 to 3366 and encodes 1079 amino acids. The transcript is spliced from 11 exons.
GCCAGCCAGCAGAACUGUAACAGACGACGGGGAGUUAAGCUCAGGCUGUAAGUACGAACGAACGCGUCAACCGAGUGUCGUGUGAUGUGCUUUCGGUAGUGAAUAUUUUUUCUUCUAGGGGGCUCGAUGGAUUUUAGAUGGAUUUUGAUUAUCGCCCUGCUUAGCGUCAGAGAUACAUUUUGUGAAACUUUUGCCAGUGUACCAUCGGCGUCUAUAGCUCCAUCGGAGGUGGAUUGUCAACCAUACGUAGAGAAAGCCAUCAAAGAAUUAGUUACUCCAGAACCUAUUGGAAGUACAGGACGCGACCAAAACAUUCAGAAUGAAAUCCCCACAAGUGGAAGCACUCCAAAUGAUGAUGUUACAAGCUCGAGUUCUCAAGAUGGUAAUUCUCCGGAUGAUAGCAGAUCGAGUACACCACCCGAACCGGAAAAGUUCAAAAAAGAAGAAGAAACAACCAGAGACGAAGUAAAUUUAAGUGAAGGUGUUAGUGAAAUAAAUGAAAUUGAAAAUAAUGUUAAUGCAGUAAUUGAUGCAGAAGAAAUCCAUCCACUUGAAAUAACUGAAAAAAAUCAAACAUAUAAAACUGAAGAAGAAGAUAGUGAGAUUGAAAUCGUUAGCGAAGAAGAAGAAAAUCUGGAAAAUAAUAAUAUAAGUGCCAUAGGAAAUGAAAUAAUAGAACCUGAAAAAGAAACUUUACCCAUUAUUUUGGACAAAGAUGUACUUAACAAUAACGUUGAAAUUAUAAUUGAUGUUGAGGAUAUAAAAAUUAAAAAUGCUGAUAAAAUAGUAGAACCUAUUGUGACUAAGAUACAAGUAGAAAAAACAAUAGAAACUACUAAUGUUGACAAUAAAAUGGAAACCCCUAAACAGUUAUUUAAAGGAACAAAAAAAAGGAACCCAAAAUAUUGGAAGUUUGAUCCAGACGAUGAACCUGAAAAUUCUGUUCCAAUUGUAAAACAAAAACCAAAAAGAAAUCUAAAAUACUGGAAAAUUGAUCCUGAUGAAUUUCCACUUGAACAGACACCAAAACCAGUUGAAACUCCGAAAUUACGUAAUCCUAAAUAUUGGAAAAUCGAUCCAGAAGAAGAAAAAUUGUUCAAGCUAGCGGAAGCUAAAAAGACUGAAGAAAAAAUAAAACCAGUUCCUCAGAAACAAAAAAGAAACCCUAAGUACUGGAAGUUUGAUCCAGAUGAAGAGAAAAUAGAAGUAGAUAACGAAAAACAUUCGAUAAUUGAUAAUACAUCAAAACAAAGUUCAAAUCAAAUUUUCAAAGGAACUAAAAAACGAAAUCCAAAAUAUUGGAAAUUUGAUCCAGAUGAAUAUGAAGACGAAAUAAAAAAAGAACCAGUAGCUAAAGUUAAGAGAAACCCUAAAUACUGGAAAUUUGAUCCCGACAACGAGCAUGAUGAACCUAAAAAAAUUGAUGAAGAAAAUAAAAUGGAAAAGGAUACGCAUAAAAAAAAUAAAUAUUGGAAAUUGGACGAACUAAUUGAAGACAUAAAAAUAAUAGACAAUAAAGAAGAAGACAAACCAAAACAGAACAAGUAUUGGAAAACAAAUGAAUCAACUAAGGAUACCAAAAAAAUUGAUCAAAAAGAAGAAGACAAAUCAAAACAGAACAACAAGUAUUGGAAAACAAAUGAACCAAAUGAGGAUACAAAAACAAUAGAUCCAAAAGACGAAGAAAAACCAAAAAAGAAUAAAUAUUGGAAAACGGAAGAAGUUGAAAAUAUUAUACCCAAUGAAAAUAUAAAACAAGAAGAACCAAUCGCAAAAAAAAAUAAAUAUUGGAAAGCAGAAGAAACGGAAAAACAAAAAGAAGUGAAAGAUGAAGAAACAUCUAAAAAAAAUAAAUAUUGGAAUACAGACGAAAAACCCGUAGACCCAGUAAAAGAAAAAUUAAUAGAAACUCAAAGAAGUAUGUAUUGGAAACUAGACGAAGAAGAAAAAUCAUCAAAAUGGGAAAAACAAACUAAAAAAGAAAAUGUUAAAACUACAGAAGAUGAAGUCACUGUUGAAGAAUACUUGCCAGAAGAAGAUUUAACAAUGGACGAAGUGGUACCAAAGAAUCUUCGAAAUAAAAGUCAUAUAAAACAAACCUUAAAAAUAGGUGAAAAUACUGCACAGCAUGAUAGUUUUCUAUCAAAAGUUGUAGAUUCGACAUUAAAAGAACUAAAAAAAGUAUAUGAAGUGGCAAUUAAACCUUUGGAAAUGACUUUCAAGUACAGAGAUCUGAGUAACAGACAUUUCGGAGAGCCAGAAAUAUUCUCUAAGCCACUCAUUCUGUUUAUGGGACCUUGGAGUGGUGGUAAAUCUUCAAUAGUUAAUUAUCUUUUAGACAUUGAACAUUCUCAAUUUGCAUUAAGAACUGGAGCGGAACCAUCUCCAGCAUAUUUCAACAUUAUGAUGUACAAUAACCGCGAAGCGAUUCUUGACGGAACGCAAUUAGCGGCAGACUGGACGUUCUCGGGUCUUCAGAAAUUUGGACAGGGUCUGUUGGACAAGCUCCGUGGACUCAAGUUGCCCCAUCCUUUGUUAGAGAAGGUGAACAUCGUAGAGAUUCCCGGAAUAUUAGAAAUGCGUAAACACGUGGACCGGGUAUUCCCGUUCAACGAUGUGUGUCAAUGGUUCAUCGACAGGGCUGACAUGAUAUUCUUAGUGUACGACCCGGCGAAAUUGGACGUAGGCCCGGAAACCGAAGCAAUAUUGGACCAACUUAAAGGCAGGGAAUAUCAGACAAGGAUAUUGUUGAAUAAGGCUGACAAAAUUCGCGCCGAAGAACUGAUGCGCAUACAGGGGACACUCAUUUGGAACAUAAGUCCGCUCAUGUCCAGCGCCGAGCCCCCGGUCAUUUAUUCUGUGUCAUUGUGGUCAAACCCGUAUGAAAUCGGAUCUCCAGCUAGGCUGCUUCACUCUCAAGAACUAUCAUUCUUGAAAGACAUCCGUUCGGCAAUCGACAGACGCGUUGAAAACAAAAUAGCCAGUGCUCGACGAUUCGCGGUAAGAGUGCGAAACCACGCCAAAAUGGUGGACUGUUAUCUGACUACGUACUACAACCACAAGUCGUUCUUCGCAAACCGGAAGACCGUCAGCGACGACAUCAUAGAGAACCCACAGAACUAUCACAUCUACGAGGGCCUGAGUACGCUGACCAACAUUUCUAGAUACGACCUGCCAGAUCCAGAUGUAUACCGGGACUUCUUCCGGCUGAACCCCGUGUACGAGUUCAAGCGGUUGUCCGAUACGUGCACGUACUUCCGGGGUUGUCCGAUCAACAAGCUGGACAUGGCAAUUGCCUACGAUCUGCCCGACCUGAUCGGCCAAUACAAAAGACAAGAGGAGCAACUGGUGACGGAGGUGCCGUGAAAAUGCCACGACGGUGUUACCCGAAACCCAUCGUAUAUACAGCUGAUAUAACAUUAUAUCAUAUAAUAAUAUAUUGUUUAAUAUUCAAAUAUUAUUGUUUUAUCAAUUAUUUAUUCGUUUUCGUGUAGAAUGUUUUUUUUCUCUCUCUCUUUGAUUUAUAUUAAAUUGUUAGAUAUUAAUAUGUGUGCGUCCAAAAAAUUGUUGCCAUUUCUAAAUGAACAAAAAAGUACAUCUUAAAAACGUGACAACUGCAUUAAUAUGAUAUAAUAUCACGUAUAUUGUAUACGGUCAUCAGCGACGUGCAUUACACUAUAGACACCUCAUUACAAAUUAUAGUACUUAUAUAAUAAUAUAUAUUUUAUAUUAUUAUAAUUUACCUAUAGUAUCGUGGUAGUCUUUUUUACGACCGUCCUUUACGUUUAUUAAUUUUCGUUAAUUAUUAUUCUCGAUGGAGUAAGAUCUCGGGACCAGUGACGUGUUUAAGAUGCUAUUUUUAAGCUGGAAAUGUGAAUCCAACUGAACGAGAUGCGUAUACCAAAUAGCGGCUUCCAAAACAGUUUGCUCAUAUAAUUGGCAAUUGUACCACUCGGUGGGAGGUAACGCAUGUACAUUGUAUAUUAAUAUACAGAGUGGCUUAUGGUGUUUUCCCAAUAUCUCGCACGAUCAGCACACGGUAAAACGGGAAAACACCAUGGCCCGCCCUGUGUACAUUGUGAUUUGUGUUACACAAAUGUUUUAUGUCAACAAACAAAUUUGCGAAAUAUUACUAUGAAUAUUAUGUUCAACAUGACGUGUAUUUAUCAUCCAUAAAGUUUAAGAAAUAUUUAAUUAGAAAAUCUUAAUUGUGUUUUUUUUUCCAUUAUUAUACAAUAACUGCGGCAGGUUUACUUUGUACCUUACGCUAAAAAUCGCUAAUAGCACUACCGUCUGUAUAAUAUUAUCUUACAAAAUAGUCCAAACAGCUAGGAAAUUUAAU